AUGGCAUGGCGGCCGUUGCUUAGUUGGAUCAUGUCGUCUUCUUCGUCUUCUUAUUCAUCCUCAGAGUACGAAUCUGACUCUGAGGAUGAUCUUCAUCAUCAUGACCCUGGCAACAACAACGUCCAGCAAGCACAAAAGCGUCACAAUGUUGAUGAUCAUGACAACGAGGACGAUGACAAUGACGUUUCAUACGAACCCCAUGAGGAUGAGGAAGAGGACGAGGAGAAAGUGGAGGAACCGAAAUCCAGCUCCACCUCCGACUACAGCUUCACAAUAUACGAGCCCCGUCUGAAACGACGACGUAUUGACCAUGCAAAUGAGGCCUUGACGUCCCUACAAGAGGUAAAGAAACGGCGGGGUAAGAGGGUUUGGUGCAAGGAGGACGAGCUUGAGCUGUUGCGUGGCUUUCUUGACCACUACGGCACCAGACAAACCAAAAUUACCAGAACCACCACCAAGGAAACAUCGUCGUUGUACAACGAAAUCAAGCCGAGGCUAAAGCUUGAAUGCAACAAGACAAAGAUGGUGGAGAAGCUGAGAAGACUAAAGAGGAAGUACCACAAUGUCGUGAAGAAAAUGAACGAAAUCAACUCCUCCGGGAAAGAGUUUCGGUUCAAAAACGCACACGACAAUGCGGUUUUUGAGCUUUCACGUACGAUUUGGAAUGUCGAAAACAGAAAUAAUUUUGUCGUGGAAUCGCAUAAUAAUAACGUUAUGGUGAAGAGGGAGGAGGACAAUGUGGCGGCGAGUAGUAGCGUUGCGGAUCAUGAGAGGCCAACGACAUGGUUUGAUGAGGAUAAUAAUGUUACUAAUGUGGAUGAUAACAUCAAUACCGGUCAUGAUGUGAGACGAUUGAUAGUAGGGUUGGCUAUGAAUCCAAUGCCUCUGAGUUUGAAAGGUAAAAUGGGAAGUGGCGGCGGCGGUGGCAGUGGUGGGGUUGGAGAAGUGGUGGAGGAUGAGAAGUGGAGGCAGCAGCAGAUUUUGGAGUUGGAGGCUUAUGAAAAGAGGUUGGAUUUGGUGCAGCAUCAGGUUAAGGCAGCUUUGGAGGAAUUGAGGACCAAGGGAGGAGCUCACUAA
Molecule: messenger RNA, 1077 nt
Organism: Pyrus x bretschneideri (Chinese white pear)
Lineage: Eukaryota; Viridiplantae; Streptophyta; Magnoliopsida; Rosales; Rosaceae
Product: probable transcription factor At5g28040
Exons: 1
Coding region: 1-1077 (358 amino acids)
Biological process (GO): regulation of DNA-templated transcription
Cellular component (GO): nucleus
Source: RefSeq, a predicted model, not a curated record